Messenger RNA from Miscanthus lutarioriparius, 1278 nucleotides. The record is from the annotation of a GenBank genome assembly. NCBI's taxonomy places the organism in Eukaryota, Viridiplantae, Streptophyta, Magnoliopsida, Poales, Poaceae.
AUGUCUUUGGAGAAUUCAAAUAGCAAGGGCAAGGCUGUGGUCAAGGAGGAGGUCUCUCCACUGACGCCAGUGGAGCAGAAACCCUUUGCGGUCAUGUCUAAUCUGGACGAUAAAGCUAUGCUCAAGAAGGAGGUGGAGAAGGUCUCUCUGCCGAUCCUGGAGACCGCAGCUCCUCAUCAUCACCAAACGCCGUCGAAUGAUGUCUCUGGCAGUGACGACAACAACGACGUCCUCGGGGGGACAAGCGGCGUCCAGGAUGUGGGGUCGUCGUCGGCGUCGGCAGCCCACAUGAUGCAACAAGCAGCCAUGCAGUGGGGCGCAGUUGCUGCGCAAACGGUGAUCCUUCCGGUAUUCCAGCAACUUGACAGCAGCCGCAUCCUCCUCAUCAAAGAGGUGAUGCAGCACUGCGUCACCGCGUUGGCCACGGGGGACAUCCUGGCGGCGAACACCGGCCUGGUGAUCAUGUCGACCCUCGCGUCUGCCGACGGCGACCCCUUGCAGCGCGUGGCGUUCGCCUUCGCCGAGGCGCUCGGACGGCGCGCGUUGCAGCAGAUGCUGCCGGGCCUGUACGGUGGGCUACUGCAGCUCGACUUCCCACCGCAGCCCGCGGCAACCGGUUACACCGGCGCCACCCGCCUCUGCUUUGACGCGCUGUGCCCGCUCCUCCGCGUCGCCGCGUCGGUCGCCAACCACGCGAUCAUCACGGCGAUGGAGGGCGAGGAGCACGUGCACGUCGUCGACCUCGGCGGGGCCAGCCCAAACCAGUGGCUCGAGCUGCUCCACCUCUUCGCCGUGCGUCCGGAGGGCAAGCCCUCCUCCCUGCGCCUAACCGUCGUCAGCGAGGAGGAAGGGUUACUCUCCUGCACCGCUUGGCUGCUCCACCGGGAGGCCGCGCGCCUGCACAUCCCCUUCGUGUUCAACCCGGUGCGGUCUCACAUCGACCGGCUGUCCCCUACCGAUGUCUCGUCCUUCGGCGUGCAUCGCGCAUCAUGGCAAGAAAGGGAAGGGAAGAAGAAGCAGCCGAAGCAUCAGAUAACCAUGGCGGACGCGCUCCUUCGCGUCCUCUGCGACCUGUCUCCGAAGUUGAUUGUGCUGACGGAGCAGGAGGCCUACCACAACGGCGCCAGCCUCGGGGACCGCGUCCGCAACGCCUUCGACUACUACGCGGCUCUGUUCAACGACCUGGAGGCCGGCGGCGCGCCGCCGCGAGUCGGCGGACCGCGCGGCCGUGGAGCGGAUGCUUCUCCGGCAGGAGAUCAUGGACAUCGUCGCCCGUGA